This is a messenger RNA of Ailuropoda melanoleuca (giant panda), 5663 nucleotides long. RefSeq names its product THADA armadillo repeat containing (gene THADA). The transcript is spliced from 31 exons. Gene Ontology annotation, cellular component: cytosol. NCBI's taxonomy places the organism in Eukaryota, Metazoa, Chordata, Mammalia, Carnivora, Ursidae. The record is from RefSeq and is a predicted model, not a curated record. Gene Ontology annotation, biological process: tRNA methylation. The coding region runs from base 177 to 4520 and encodes 1447 amino acids.
CUGUUCCAGGUCCCCUACCUUCCCUCCCAUCGCCCCGACCCGGUAGUCAACAGACCACGUUGCGAGCCAGGGAGAGAGACAUCGUGGAACUAGACCAGCUCCGGUACUCGUCUAGACGGCUGCAACUCUUCUCAGACUCUCACAGGCACGAGUGACUGCUAUUAAUUCUAUUUAAAAUGGGUAUAAAGAAGAAGAAAGAAAUGCAAGUAACUGCACUGACCAUUUGCCAUCAAGACCUUGAAACUUUGAGAUCUUUGGCUGAUGUGGAAGGAAAGAAUCUAGCUUCUUUGCUGUUACGUUGUGUACAGCUCACAGAUGGAGUGUCACAAAUCCGUUAUGUUAAACAGAUUGUGCCUUUACUGGAAAAGGCAGAUAAAAAUGGCGCAUGUGAUCCCGCUAUUCGAAGUUGUUUGGAUAUUUUAGCAGGCAUUUAUCUUUCUUUGAGUGUAAAGAAUCCCUUGAAGAAAGUCUUGGCAAGCUCACUAAAUGGCCUACCUGAAUGUUUUCUAACUGAGGCUAUACAAAGUUUUACUUCUCGUCUUCAGGAAGAAUUGAAUACUACUGAUCUAUAUGCUUAUAGGAAAGUAACUGACAAUAUAUCUUCCUGUAUGGAGAACUUUGACUUGGGUAAAGCAGGAGUUAAUAAUCUUCUUAAAAAUGUGCUUCAUUUUCUGCAGAAGAGUUUAAUUGAAAUCUCAGAAGAAAAUAGAAAAUUCGCUGGAAAUCAUAUAGUUCAAACGCAGUUAAUGAAUGACUUGUUGGUAGGCACUAGAGUUUCAGUGAUGUUAGUGCAGAAAAUACAAGACUUUCAGAGAAUUCAUUUGAAGACUUCCAGUUCUCCCACAUGGCAAAGUAUGUGUGGAUUGCUGAGUAUUUUCACCAAGUUCUUAAGCGAUGAUGACCUCUUACAGACCAUUCAGAGUACGUCUGGAUUAGCUGUUAUUCUUUUUAUUAAGGCUAUGUUUCAUCCACCUGAAAAGAUUCCUGAUUUGAUUAGUAGUUUGCUUCUCCGUUCAGUGGACUGCACCAGCAUCCCCGACUGGUUUUUGAACUGCUGCAGGAGGCUUUGUUGUACUGAUGUCUCGCACUCAACUCUCUUAUUCCUGUGUCAGGGGACACUCACCAUGUUGGACUGGCAGAAUGGGAAUAUGGGCCUGAGUGGGGAGGCCCUGCUCUUGAAUAUUGUGCAUGCUUUGUUUACCUUGAGUUCACAGAUCAAGGAAUCAACUCUGGAAUUGUUUCUGUCUAGAAUUUUGGCAUCCUGGACUAAUUCAGCCAUACAUGUCCUUGAAUCAAGUUCCCCAAGCCUAAAGGACAAUCUGAAUGGGAAUUCAAGUAUAGUUCAGAGACUUUUGGAAUAUGUCUAUACCCACUGGGAACAUCCACUGGAUGCUUUGAGACACCAAACCAAAAUUAUAUUCAGAAAUAUUCUCCAAAUGCACCGGCUCGCUAAAGGAAAGUCAGACUCUGAAGCGCCAGGUUUGGCUGCCGAUCGUUUCAUCUGUGAUCUGGCUGAAAGUCUUCUGCGGUUGGAAUGGCAUGUUAAAGGGAAGUAUGCAUGCCUUGGCUGUUUAGUAGAUUACAUAGGAAUUGGACAUAUUUUGGCACUAGCUAAAACUAUUCCAUCACAAAUCUUAGAGGUGAUGGGAGACCAGUCCUUGGUACCUUAUGCAAGUGACCUCUUAGAAACCAUGUUCAGAAAUCACAAGAGUCAUUUGAAGUCCCAGGCUGUCGACAGUACUUGGAUUGAUGAGUGGCAUGAGACUUGGGUUUCUCCUCUCCUUUUUAUACUGUGUGAAGGAAAUCUGGAUCAAAAAUCUUACGUGAUCGAUUAUUACUUGCCAAAAUUAUUGAACUGUAGCCCUGAAAGCUUAAGCUACAUGGUAAAGAUUCUUCAAACUUCUGCUGAUGCUAAAACUGGGUCUUAUAAUAGCAGAGGGGCUCUGGGAGCUUUGAUGGCAUGUCUGCGAACAGCUAGAGCUCAUGGACAUCUUCAGUCUGCAACUGAUGCCUGGAGGAAUCUCGUGUCCAGUGCAAGAAUAAAACAAGGCUUAAUUCAUCAGCACUGCCAAGUACGGAUAGAUACAUUAGGCUUGCUUUGUGAAAGUAAUAGAAGCACAGAAGUCGUUUCCACGGAAGAAAUGCAGUGGAUUCAAUUCUUUAUCACCUAUAAUCUUAACAGUCAGUCCCCAGGAGUGCGACAACAGAUUUGCUCUCUUCUUAAAAAGUUGUUCUGUAGGAUACAGGAAAGUUCUCAGGUGCUUUAUAAACUGGAACAAAGUAGAGCCAAACAUGAGCCAGAGAAUGAGUUAACCAAACAGCACCCUUCUGUUUCUUUACAGCAAUAUAAGAAUUUCAUGUCAUCCCUUUGCAGCCGCCUUUUUGAAGCACUGUUUCCUGGGUCUUCCUACCCAACUAGAUUUUCAGCUUUAACCAUUUUAGGAUCAAUAGCUGAAGUUUUUCCCAUCCCAGAAGGUCAAGUCCAAACAGUGUAUCAGCUGAGUCAUGAUAUUGAUGUUGGUCGUUUCCAAACACUAAUGGAAUGUUUUACCAGCACUUUUGAAGAAGUAAAGAUUUUAGCAUUUGAUCUUCUAAUGAAGUUACCAAAAACAGUUGUACAAUUUCAGGAUUCAGAGAAACUGCGAGGCUUAUUCGAAGCAGCGUUGGAGCUCAGUUCAAGCACUAAACCCUACGACUGUGUGACAGCUUCCUACCUGCUGAAUUUCUUAAUCUGGCAGGAUGCCCUGCCCUCAUCUCUGUUUGCCUACUUAAAAACUCAGCAAGCUGCAUGUGGAGAUGGAGAUAAGUCUGCUAUUGUGGUGGAGAGGAACACAUUGAUGGUUAUCCAGUGCUUGUUGGAAAAUCUUGAGGAAGAAGUAGCUCAGGCUGAAAAUUCUCUGCUUCAGGCAGCAGCAUCGUUUCCGCUGUAUGGGCGAGUUCACUGUAUAACUGGAGCUUUGCAGAGAUUAUCUCUAAACAACCUGCGGUUGGUGAGCGAAUGGAGACCUGUGGUGGAGAAGCUCCUUUUGAUAUCUUACAGGCUUUCUGCUGUGGUGUCUCCGGUCAUUCAGAGCUCCUCCCCAGAGGGUCUCAUCCCAAUGGACACUGAUUCAGAGUCAGCAAGCCGCUUACAGACAAUUCUGAGUGAGAUUCAGCCACGAGAUACUAAUGACUACUUCACUCAAGCCAAAAUACUCAAAAAACGUGAUAGCUUUGAUUUGGAGGACUUGAAUGCCAGUGUGCCAAAUAUUGGUGCUUCUGCAGAGAUCGAAGGUAGUAAAGAAAGAAAAACAUGUGAUGUAACAGCUCAGAUGGUGCUGGUAUGUUGUUGGCGAAGUAUGAAGGAAGUUGCUUUACUUUUAGGCACACUGUGCCAGCUUCUCCCCAUGCAGUCUGUGCCAGAAUCUUCCAAUGGAUUAUUGACAGUGGAGCAGGUAAAAGAAAUCGGAGAUUACUUUAAACAACACCUCUUACAGUCCAGGCACAGAGGAGCAUUUGAACUGGCUUACACUGGCUUUGUGAAACUUACUGAAAUACUAAACAGGUGCCCCAAUGUGAGUCUGCAAAAGCUACCGGAACAGUGGCUAUGGAAUGUUUUAGAGGAAGUUAAAUGCAGUGAUCCUUCAUCUAAACUCUGUGCUACAAGGCGCAGUGCUGGCAUUCCUUUCUACAUACAGGCGCUAUUGGCAUCUGAACCUAAGAAAGGCAAAAUGGAUUUGUUGAAGAUGACAAUGAAAGAGUUAAUCACCUUGGCUGGGCCUACAGAUGACUCAAAGAGCACCGUCCCCCAGGUUCAUGCUUUAAAUAUCCUUAGAGCCUUGUUCAGAGAUACACGUCUGGGAGAAAAUAUUAUUCCAUAUGUUGCUGAUGGAGCUAAAGCUGCGAUUCUAGGCUUUACAUCACCAGUCUGGGCAGUGAGAAAUUCAUCCACACUCCUUUUUAGUACCUUGAUCACAAGAAUAUUUGGAGUUAAAAGGGGAAAGGAUGAACUCUCCAAAAAAAAUAGAAUGACAGGAAGCGAAUUUUUUUCUCGUUUCCCGGAACUCUAUCCCUUUCUUCUCCAACAGUUGGAAGCUGUAGCUAAUACUGUGGACAGUGAUACGGGAGAACUCAACCGUCAUCCAAGCAUGUUUCUCUUACUUUUGGUGUUGGGAAGACUCUACCCUUCCCCGAUGGAUGGCACCUACUCUGCUCUCAGCAUGGCGCCUUUCAUUCCCUUCAUUAUGAGAUGUGGUCGCUCGCCUGUCUACCGCUCCCGUGAAAUGGCAGCUCGUGCCUUGGUCCCGUUUGUGAUGGUAGAUGAAAUCCCCACUACCAUCCGAACUCUGGUGGCCAAACUCCCCAACUGCACUGACCAGUGUUUCCGGCAAAACCAUAUUCAUGGAACGCUUCUCCAGGUUUCUCAUUUGUUACAAGCCUGCACAGACUCCAAAUACAGACUGAAUACAUACUUUCAGCAGGAGCUGGCUGACGUUGCUGUUUGUACCAGAGCCAAACUCUGGCUGGCCGAGAGCAUGUAACAUGUUCCAUCUUUUGGAUAAAUCAACACAUGGAACCAUUCCCGAUGAAUUGGAGCCAAUUCAGAUUCACAAAUAGCAAGGCAGUGUAGCCGACACAGUGGGGAACAUAGAGAUGAAUGAUAUGGUCCCUGUUUCAAAAACCACAUAAAUAAGACAGGUAUGGAUUUAAUUAACUAUAAACAAGUAAGAAUCUGGUAAAUUCUGAAGCGAGGUCAGAGUGUGUUACAGGAGCUGGCUUGUGGGAUCAGGGUGCCAAGGACAUCUUCUAGGAGGAGGGAAACGUCUUUAAAAGCUGAGUGAGAUGUAAUUAUUAGGUAAGGGUAAUUUUCUUAGAUUGGAGAAUGAGUGAGUUUAGACUGAUGGAGAGCCUGUGUUGCUAAAUAAAUUGUGAAGGUCUCAUUGCCCAAGCACAAAGGAAGGAGUCUUAGCACGGUGCUCAGCAUUGUGGGAACCACUUUAGGCAUUUACAAUGGCGUCUCUAUUGUCAGAGUUUAGUGAUGGUUCAGUCUAGUUGAAAAGAGAGUUAUCCAUGUGAAACAACCAACGGUGACGUGCAUAAAGAAGUCUGAAUUCUGUGGUACAUAGAAUAAGUACAAGAAUUCAGCGAAGAAUGUAGACUGGAAUAGUCAGGGAAGGCUUUGCUUUCUCAGGGAGCUAGGUAUUUGAGAUGGGUCCUAGAGCAUUGGUGUGAUUCGGAAACAUCAAACGUGGUGGGAAAAGAGCGCGUCAGGAGUGUGGACAGCAUGUGCAAGGACACACCGAAGGGAAUGCAUGGGAUAUAUUGUGUGCCAGCGAGGGCAGAGGGCUGCAGGAGACACGCUGUGUUUCAGAGAGCGGUACAAGAUUUGAUAAGAGACCAGUUGUGGCAGGCCUUAAAUGUCAGCCAGAGGAAUUUGGAUUUGAUCCAAGAGUUAAAAGGAAGUCAGUAAGCUCAGGCUUAUACUGGUAAGUACGCUGCUGUCUCUGCGCACAUGAGCUACGCUGAGGAGUGUGUUAAACCUUUGCAGCCCCUCCCAGUGAUCAGCACAAGUUCCAGCCCCUCCUGGCGGUGAGCGAGAGCUCCCCGGGAACCAUCUACCAGCGUUCUGUCUGUCCCUUGGAAGCCCCUGUUGCCUGCCUGGGCAGCUGGUGAGGGGAGUAGAG